AUGAACUUUCCGGUUGCCGUCCCUCAGAGCGGGAUCCUUGGAAGCGGGGAUCCCCGUGACAACCGAGCUCCCGCGAUCAAUGUUGGCGAGAAUUUUGAUGGUCAAGUGGAAGAUGCGGCCAUCGAGUAUUCCAAUCGAAAGCGCUUGCGUGAUCGUGACCCCAAUAGCGUUACCGAAGAUGAAGUCAAGGCGAGUCGCCGCCGUCUUGUGGCUCUCGAGACUUUUGAGGCGCAGGCGGCCCAUGGAAUGGGCAACGGAGCAGUUCUGGCGUCUGUUGCGAACUUGACGACCACUGUCAACAACUUGGCGACCACUGUCAACAACUUGGCGACCACUGUCAACAACUUGGCGACCACUGUCAACAACUCGACGAAUAGUGUUACGGCGAUGUUGCGAAACAUUCGUAUCCGGGAGCGUAACCGACACGGAGAGUGGGAUCCAGUGCUUGUUGAGCAGCCUGGGCCAAAUGCCAUGGGUGUUGCACCAGCAACAUUCCCGGCAAGCCACGCUGCUGUCUUCGCUAUGAAUGGUGCUGCAAUUGCUGCUUUGCAAAACGCCUACAAUCUCCCCGCAGGAUUUUUUUGGGGUGGUACUUUAUUAACCGACGAGCAGCGGUAA
Molecule: messenger RNA, 618 nt
Organism: Seminavis robusta
Lineage: Eukaryota; Bacillariophyta; Bacillariophyceae; Naviculales; Naviculaceae
Source: the annotation of a GenBank genome assembly